Symsagittifera roscoffensis is the source of this 543-nucleotide messenger RNA. RefSeq lists its product as uncharacterized. Bases 1 to 543 code for a protein of 180 amino acids. The transcript has a single exon. Lineage: Eukaryota; Metazoa; Xenacoelomorpha; Acoela; Convolutidae. The record is from RefSeq and is a predicted model, not a curated record.
AUGUGUUACGUGGAUGACGUCAUAGCGACACCAACCUUGGCAGACCACAUUUAUCGAUUCGAUGAGGUCUUUGAUUGCAUGAAAUGCAAACCAUCGAAAUGUGAAAUCCUUAGAGAAUCAAUCGAGUACCUGGGAAGAAUUGUGGACAGACAUGUCAAAAGGACGGACCCGGAAGCAGUCGAGACCGUGUUAACAUGGAAGGCCCCCAGAACGGACACACAACUCAUGAGCUUCCUGGGGUUUGCCAACUACUACCGUGAUUUCAUAAAAGGAUACGCAGACAAGGUGUACCCCGUGCAGAAACUGAUGCGCAACAAAGGAAAGAAGUUCAAAUGGAGCAAAGAAGCUCAAGCUGCCUUCGAGAACAUAAAGAGGGAACUGUGCGAGGCGCCAGUGCUAGGUAUGCCUACAGAGAAGGGCAUGUACGUUCUUGACACUGAUGCAUCAGUAGUAGCCAUCUCACGAAUACUGCAUCAGGAGCAAGAGUGGAAUGGGAGAACAGUUCUCCGUCCCAUUGCAUAUGGCAGUAAAGUGUUUGAGUGA